This is a messenger RNA of Symbiodinium sp. CCMP2592, 1884 nucleotides long. The record is from the annotation of a GenBank genome assembly. Lineage: Eukaryota; Dinophyceae; Suessiales; Symbiodiniaceae.
AUGGCUCCCGCUCUCAGUCGAGCCCUCAAGUUGAGUGGAGAUGCGGCGGCCAGCUCAAAGUCUCAGGACAGCAAGGGUUCAAUGUCAAACGUGCAUAUUGGAGAUCAUGACCAGCAGUGUUCUUGCGGGAACUUGGCCUCCUGCCCGGCAUGCUUCGUGGGUUCUCGUAAGUUCGAAGAGUUGCAGAUCGACUUCCCCUGGCUGGUCUGCGAGUUCGAUCCGGACUUUCGUAUUGGUUGCAAGCUCUGCCAUGCUUUGAAAAGCCGUGGACGUGCACAGGGAGUUUGGGAGCCGAGACGGCAAGACUUUGUGCUCUCAAGCAGCACGAAUUUGAAAGCGCUGAGGGCCAGCACUCUGAAAAGGCAUGAGCAGUCUGCCUACCACAAGCAGGCGCUGGAGCUGCAUGGGACUGGUGUGGUUGAGGCAAAAUCCCAUCCGCCUGCUGCGGAGUUCACGGAACUCGUCCGCGUGAUUAAGGUCGAGAAGAAGCUCUGUUUCGGCAGAAGCGGAGUUAGCGGCAUAGGGUGGCAAAAGAAGUGCCGCCAGAUGGUCUGGUGUUUGGGAGAAGCUUCUCGGGAGGAGAAGCGGGCCAUGUGGUCACGCGGCAAAGACGAGAAGGCUGCGAACUCACGCCUGGAAAUCCGAAGUGGGUAUCUGGGCACCGUCAACGUUGCGCAUGACUUUUCCUUGGACUCUGCCGGGUUACAGGCUGCCACUAUGAAGGUUUUGGAGAACUUUGCAACAAGUAGGCUCAGUGUUGCAUAUCCGACGCGCGCGGCUGGGCAAGCCUCUGCUGACCAAGAGCUGCUCAGUUGCCUUGUGAAUUCCGUGGAAGCUUUUGUGGCAGACGCUGCCUCAGACGAGAUUAAAUGUGGUCGCUUGUUGGCAGGGCACGGCGGUUUGAGGCCAGGAAUGAACAUGCCAAACAUUCACCUGGUCAUCAGAGACAAAGCUCAUGCGAGCCGACGGAAUCUGUCCCGGGGAUGGACAGCAGAUCCACACUUGUCCAAGAUAGCCGAUGCUUUUGUCAUGGGCCAUCAGUCGCCAGCAAAGCUCAUUGAAUACAGCAAAGCCUUUUCUGGGAUUUUCCAGCAACGAAUCCAGCAGCUAGAACAGAGCCUGCAAGCUUGCAAAGCCCACCCACGCAUGCAAGACCUUUCCUAUGCGCCGCAUCGGUUUGACAGCUGCACCAGGCCAUUUGGCAGAGCAGUCCUUUUCUUACAUCCUCUCUUGCUCACUAUGGUGCAGAUCACGGAGGAUAGAAAGGGCACCGACGAGGCCUCUGCCGCUGCAAAAUUUCUCGAUUGGGUCACCCCUGAGUUGUGCUUGCAAAUGGCCAUGAUGGCCGAUGCGGCUGAAGAGAACUUGCAGAUGACACGUUUCUUUGACGUAGAAAACUUUGCGUUGGAGGACAUGUCUUUCGUUAUCUCAAGCUUCCAAGACAGACUUGAUGCACUGUUCACUGGUGAUGUGCCUGGAACCCCCAAUGCCAAGACUGCGGCAUGUCUCACCGUGCCGACGGGAUACACAUCCCACAUGCUCCAGCUGCUGCGCCAUCCCUUUAUGCUGAGGGGACGCAGCUUCGGGAAAGAAGCUGGUGUGCCGGCUGCUGCAGUGAGACGAUGCCUUGGCAGGAUGUGCAACUGGUUCUUGGUCGUGAAGGAGACCUUGGCUGCAGAAUUUCCGAACUUUGAGACUAUUCAAUGCUUCGGUGUCUUCCGAUGCGUGCCAAGUGGCACCCUGCGCAAAAGUGCACCCUCUAGUCUGGAGGCAGCUGGUCUGCUUGCGAAGCUGCAUGCGGUGUACAAGAUGCAGGUUCCGUUGCAGAGCAUGCAGGAUGAGUUUUUCAAGUCUCGCCAUGUCGCGGAGCUGUGCGAGAGUUGA